Molecule: messenger RNA, 966 nt
Organism: Gossypium arboreum
Lineage: Eukaryota; Viridiplantae; Streptophyta; Magnoliopsida; Malvales; Malvaceae
Exons: 2
Coding region: 1-966 (321 amino acids)
Source: RefSeq, a predicted model, not a curated record
AUGCAUUUGCAGGAAUUGGAUAAGCAAGUGAGCAAACUCGCGCUCAUGGUUAGCCGUUUGGAGUCCCAAGGUAAGCUGCCAUCCCAGACUGAGCCAAAUCCUCGACACAAUGCAAGCGCUAUGACAUUAAGGAGUGGGAAGGUUUUGGUGCCCGUACUUGACACAAGUCGCGGCCACGACACUAGUCGCGCCCAUGACACUAGUCAAGAUAGGGAGAAACUUGACACAGAGGCUCCAGUAGAAUCGGUACCACAAAAGUCGUUCACAGUACCACCUCCGUUUCCCGAAAGACUAGUUCAAUACAGGAAGGAGCGAGACGAGAAGGAGAUCCUCGACACCUUUCGAAAGGUGGAAAUCAACAUACCUCUUCUCGAUGCAAUUAAACUGAUCCCACGAUACGUAAAAUUCCUAAAAGAAUUAUGUAUGAGUAAAAGGAAACUUUUGGGAAAUGAAAAGGUAAGUGUCGAAGAAAAUGUCUCUGUCGUUCUGCAACAGAAAAUACCGCCCAAAUGUAAGGACCAAGAUAAAUCUGUGGUACAUCCGGAGGGAGUAUUAGAGGACGUUCUUGUCAAGGUAAACGAGUUAAUAUUUCCUGCAGACUUCUACAUUAUCAACACGGAGGAUGAAAAUUCAGCCAAUUCAUCUAACACACUUCUCGGGAGACCAAUUUUGAGUACCGCUCAAACAAAAAUUGAUGUACGAAGUGGGAUACUCACUAUGGAGUUCGAUGGAGAGGUGGUGAAAUUCAAUGUCUAUGAGGCCAUGAACCAUCCUAACCUGAUUUCUAAUGUUUCUAAUAUUGAUAUAAUUGAUCCUUUAACUGAAUUAUGUUUAGAAUAUUAUGACGAGGAUGAAUUACGAACCGUUCUAUGCAAAAGUCUGGACUUUGAUGCCAUUAAGGAACUGGAGGAAUGGAUAAACUUUGAAGAUUCGGUUCAUGAAACAGUGGCUCAUAUGGAGGCAUAA